Elephantulus edwardii (Cape elephant shrew) is the source of this 1542-nucleotide messenger RNA. RefSeq names its product ankyrin repeat domain 60 (gene ANKRD60). The record is from RefSeq and is a predicted model, not a curated record. Lineage: Eukaryota; Metazoa; Chordata; Mammalia; Macroscelidea; Macroscelididae. The transcript has 10 exons. Bases 1 to 1542 code for a protein of 513 amino acids. Gene Ontology annotation, molecular function: protein binding.
AUGCGGCGAGCCGGCCAGGGCACGGGAUCCGGGGCGCGGGAGGCCCAGCAAGGGACCCGGCGCGCCCCCUCCGAGCUCCGAGUGGCUCGAGGCCCUGGCGCCCCCAGGAGCCUAUCCCCCAACUCAGCCUCUGAUGCCUUCGCCCUGCGGGUGCGGCUGGAGGAAACUGGGGAGCUCUUCCACGUGACCAACUGCCGCAGUGACAUGACGGUGCGCGAGCUCAAAGAGGAGCUGGACCUCGUGGCUGGCAUCCCCUUCAACCUGCAGCGGCUCCAGUACCUGGACCAAGGAAUUUUGAUGGAUGACGCCACGUUAAAGUUCCACGACGUUGUCCCCGGUGGAAUCAUCUCACUGUGUGUCUGGCACUACGACGGAUGGACGGAUCUGGUUUUGGCAUCUGUGGAAGGAGACCCCAGUAAGUUACCAUCCCUAGGUAUCACUGAAGAUUCUUUCUACCGCACUGCAAAUUCAGAGCGUUUAGAGGGUGUGGCGUGGAGCAAAUGGACUUCCCAGAGAGCCUUUGUGGCGCUCUACGUUACUUCUCACAGAGGCCACGCGGAUGCUGUGAAAUUCCUUCUGGAACAUGGUGCCAACUGUCUGAGGAAGACCCCGGUGGGCAGGACACCCCUGCACGCAGCGGCAGCCACGGGCCACAUGGACUGCAUACACCUCCUCAUCAACUAUGGUGCCUCCAUUAACACCAAGGACGCCAAGGGGGAGACCCCUGUCACCAUCGCCCACCGCCUGAAGCACAGGCUGAUUGAGCGCCAGAUGUUCCUCACCUACUGGAUGCCAGGGACGAUUCCUGAAGAGAACAUUCUCGAGUUUCUCCGAGACAUCAUGUCUGAGCUGCAGCUCUUGGAUGAUGCCAGAAACAAGCCUGGCGCCUCGCGCCCCUCGGGCCGGCCUCAGGGGCUUCCUGGGCAUUUAUGUCCACGGCCAGCUGCGAUGCAGAGAGCAAGCUCGCCCUCCGCCGGCCUUUCCCGGCGCAGCGGCUCGGUCCGCGCUGCCCGGCCGCUCCGCCAGGCGGCGCUGUGGGGCAACCUGCUGCGGCGGGCAGACGCGGCGGACACCAGGUGGUCCUCCACCUGGUCCUCCCUUGGUACUCGCACCCUGGCAUCAGCCCUGCACUAUGUGGCUGCCUCCCAGUCUGACUUUGGCGUGACCCCAGGCUUGUCCAGCUGCAGACAGCCCACCCCAGGGCCUUGUCCAGAGGUUCAGCUCCUGCGACUCCGUGUCUGCCCAGCAGGGGGCGGCGUGGACACGUGCAUGUCCCUUACCUGCAGCCUGAAGGAUCCUGAGAGCAAAGACAGCCUGGAGCUGGGCAGCCUUCUUGUGAGCCCAAAGAACAGCCUGUCUGAGAAGGACCGGCUAAAGGCCAAGAGCACCACCAAGGCCUCCUGGCGCAGUGAAGGUGAUAAUCUGGUGAUUGAUCGAGGGCUGCAGGCACGGCUGUGGCACAGCCGGGAGAGGAAGGCAAGGAAGUCAGUCCUGGAGCCCCGCUGCCCUCUGCUUCUCCUCUUCAUGAAGAUCUAUGCUUGA